Messenger RNA from Neltuma alba, 1821 nucleotides. RefSeq names its product putative disease resistance protein At3g15700. Gene Ontology annotation, molecular function: ATP hydrolysis activity; ADP binding. Lineage: Eukaryota; Viridiplantae; Streptophyta; Magnoliopsida; Fabales; Fabaceae. The record is from RefSeq and is a predicted model, not a curated record. Bases 1 to 1821 code for a protein of 606 amino acids. The transcript has a single exon.
AUGGAGGUUCUCGCUGCGUUUGUUGGAAAAAUAGCAGAGUUAACUGUUAUGCCCAUUGGAAGGCAAGUGGAAUAUUUAUUAUUUUACAAAGGGAACUGUAAGGAGCUAGAGAAGAAAAUUGAGGAGUUGAAAGAAAGAAAAGUUCACGUCGAGCAUGAUGUUGAAGCAGAAAGAAGGAACGGAAGAGAGAUUGAAGAUGAAGUACUAAGUUGGCAAAACAGGGUUGACUAUACCUUGGAAGAAGUAGAGAAACUUCGUGAAGAUCAACCUCGUGCUAGUGUACGGUGUUGGAAAUGGUCUUUUCCUAAUUUGAUAUCACGACAUCAACUUGGUAGAAAAGCAAAGAAAAUGACAUUCACCAUUUCUGAACUGAAGGACAAGGGGAAGUUUGAUGGUGGAGUUGGGUAUGUUCCUACUUCUAGCAUGGGUAACUUAAUUUUUGCGACUCGAGGUAGUGAAAAGCUUGACUCAAGAAACUCAGUGAAGGAGGACGUUAUGUUGUCUCUAGCUGACCCCAAAAUAAGCAAAGUUGGAAUUUAUGGGUGGGGUGGAGUGGGGAAGACCACUCUAGCUAAAGAAGUUGCCAGACAUGUUAAGGAUAGAAAGCUGUUUGAUAUGGUGGCCAUUGCAACUAUAUCCCAAACUUUGGAUGUUGAAAGAGUUCAAGAUGAGAUUGCAUAUCAAUUAGGCUUCCACUUGGAUGAGAAGACUGCAAUUGGAAGAGCUGACCGCCUUUUUGCAAGGAUAAAAAUGGAUAAAAAUAUCCUUAUCAUACUAGAUGACUUGUGGGAGAGAAUAGAUUUGGACAAGUUGGGAAUUCCAUCUGAGCAAGAUCUUAAAGAUCGAAAAUUAUCAUUCACUUCUAAACGUUUAGAUAUUUCACAGAAGAAUGAAACUUAUCAGGGUUGCAAAUUAUUGUUGACUUCUAGACGGUUAGAUAUUUUACAGAAGAAUGAGACUCAAAGUAACUUUCUUAUAAAAGCAUUAGAUAGUGCAGAAUCAUGGAGUUUGUUUGAAGAUAUGGUUGGUGAUGCUGUUAAAGAUGCUGAUUUGCAGAACAUAGCAACCCAAGUGGUUGAAAGAUGUGCAGGUUUGCCUGUUAUGAUAGUCUCACUUGCAAAGGCACUAAAAUUUAAUAAGAAUAUUCAUUAUUGGACAGAUGCCUUGAACAACUUAAAGAGAGUUGAUAAUAGGGACAUGUAUGGGACUGUUUUUUCAGCUUUUGAAUUUACUUACAACCGCCUGGGAGAUGAUGAAAUGAAGAAAGUAUUCUUGCUAUGUGGUGCAAAUGGACCGUUCAUGUGGUUUAGUGACUUGUUAAAAUAUGUGUUUGGUUUGGGUGUUUUGAAACACAUAGAUACCAUUAAAGAUGCAAGAAAUCGGCUGUACAGAAUAAUUGAUGACUUGAAGGCAUCUUGUUUGUUACUUGAGAAUGAUGCAAACAAGACCGAUGAGAUCGAAAUGCAUGACAUUGUUUGUGAAAUAGCUGUUUCAAUUGCUUGUAAGAGUGAACAUGUUUUUGCAUUGAGAAAUGAUAGGAUGCAAGAUUGGCCAAGCAAGAGAUUUCUUGAAAGGUGUACUCAGAUAAUCUUAAGUGAUUGUUUUAUCCAAGAGCUUCCUCAAAAGUUAGACUGUCCUAAUUUGAAAUUUUUCCUCUUAAGUUUCAAUGAGAGUUGCACUUUGAAAAUUCCAGACUCUUUUUUUGAGGGAAUGGGAAGCCUUGAAGCAUUAGAUUUGACAGGCUUGAUAAUACCUGCACUGCCUAUAUCUCUUCUUUCCUUGACCAAGCUUAAAACAUUGGUUUGUAUCAAUGCACUUUGA